CAGGUGGUAAACAGUAAAGAUGGCGGCCUCCAUGAGGAGAGCCGCACACGAUAUAGAGACUCGAAAAAGGACAGAGGACGUGCUUCUGGCGGAGGGGAUUGACUUCAGCUCACUGCUGUUGUCUCAGCCGGUGUUGGACGGACUGUCCUCUGCGGGGUUUCAGAAACCGUCCCCCAUCCAGCUGAAGGCGAUCCCUCUGGGCCGCUGCGGACUCGAUUUGAUUGUGCAAGCCAAGUCUGGAACAGGGAAGACCUGUGUUUUCGUCACGAUUGCGCUGGACUCUCUUGUCCUGGAGAAUCCGUCCACUCAGGUUCUUGUUUUGGCUCCGACGCGGGAGAUUGCUGUGCAGAUCCACUCAGUGGUGAUGGCCAUUGGCUGCGCUAUGGAAGGCCUGGAGUGUCAUGUUUUCAUUGGGGGCAGGCCUGUGAGCCAAGAUAAAGCCCAUCUGAAGAAGUGUCACAUAGCUGUGGGCUCCCCUGGUCGCAUCAAGCAGCUUAUUGAACUUGGCAUGUUGUCCACUGCCAGCGUCAGGCUCUUCGUUCUGGAUGAGGCAGACAAGCUGCUUGAGGAGGGCAGCUUCCAGGAUCAGAUAAACUGGAUCUUCUCCUCUCUGCCGGUCAAUAAGCAAAUGCUUGCACUCUCUGCCACUUACACCGAGUCCCUUGCUCAACACCUUACCCGCUACAUGAAUGAGCCAACUUUUGUUAGACUCAAUCCCAGUGACCUGGGUCUUAAAGGCUUAAAGCAGUUUUACAAGCUGGUGCAGUCCCAUCCGCUACCUCACAAAAUUUUUGAGGAGAAGGUGCAGCACCUAAUGGAGCUGUUUAGUAAAAUCCCAUUUAAUCAAGCCUUGGUGUUUUCUAACCUUCACACAAGGGCUCAGCACCUAGCAGAUAUCCUGUCCUCAAAAGGGUUACCUGCAGUUUGUAUUUCAGGUGGUCUGAGUCAGGACCAGAGACUUGAGGCGAUGUCCAAACUGAAGCAGUAUCAGUGCAGAGUGCUCAUCUCAACUGAUCUGACUUCUAGAGGUAUAGAUGCAGAGAAAGUCAACCUGGUGAUCAAUCUGGAUGUGCCCCAGGACUGGGAAACCUACAUGCACAGAAUCGGACGGGCUGGGCGGUUCGGCACUCAGGGGAUGGCCGUGACCUACUGCUGCUAUGGAGAAGAGGAGAACAAAAUGAUGGCCAUUGCUCAGAAGUGUGGCCUCAGUUUGUCAGCUUUACCAUCCGUCUUGGACGCGGGCUUGAUGGAUGAGCCAUGUGACUGGGACAUAUGCUCCGAGGCUGCCGCUCCAGACAGUGCCUCUCAGCUGGUUUCCAGAACUACAAAGAAAAAGGGUUCUAACACCAGAGCCCCAGUGACUGAUCCCAACUGGAAUAAAGCUGGAGAGUCCAGCAGUCAGACGAGGACAGAGAAAACCCACACAGCAGCCCUGACGUCACAGAAUGGAAAAGGAAGUGAAAGUCGGAUGGAUUCCUCCAUAAAGGAGAGUUUGCAGCAUGGUCCUUCUCCUGUGCAACCGACUCGGAAAGAGCUGCAAGAUGCUCUGCCAAAGAUCCCCCCCCUCAGCUCCUUCAAGAACAGCAAGUGGAAGUUUUUGACGUUUGAGGAGGCUGAGCUGGACUUCCGAUCUUUCAUUACCACAGGUUUAGGGAGGACAGUGGAGAUCAUCAGGGAGUUCAGAGGCGGAGAGGGCAGUGAUCAGGAUGGUCACAAUGAGUGUGUCAUGCUUCAGGAUGAGGGAGCCGUAGUUUUGACCCAACGAGCCGAGCGGCCGCAGUCUGUGUCCAAUUCCUACAGCUCCCACUCUAAUGGAAACGAUGAUGUCAAACCUAAAGCUCCCCAGAAGUUCCAAGUAGCUGAACAGAAGCAAGUUUUAAAACAUGCUACUGGAACGGCAUCCACUGAGCUGAAACCCUCUGCACCUGUAAUAUAUGACCAGGAAACCUGCGCUACAAAUGUAGGGGUUGCUUUUCAGCCUGAGAGCAAAAAACCUCUAAGAAACAGAACAGCCAAUCAGAACAGUCCUGAUAUCACUGCCAGGGAUAAGUCCAAAAAAAUAAAAAAAGACAGCAUAAAGUUACCAGAGAGGAUUAAAAAGGAGCGAAAGAGGAAGCCUGAUGAAGACGAGUUAAUGGAGACCGAAGAGGAGUGGAGUUCUGACGCCUACUGGAAAGCCUGCUACGAAGCCUGGAGCCAUUACUAUUCUGCUCUGUCUGCUUCUCCAGAGCACGGCUACCAGAGCUACUACAGCGUCGCUAACAACUGGAUGGCCGCUUAUCGCAUGAAUGAAAUCUACAUGCAGGAACUCAUGAAACACUAAACCAGCAUUUCCACUCAUUUUGGGAUCUAUUAUUAAAAUGUGUUCCAUCA
Cyprinodon tularosa is the source of this 2373-nucleotide messenger RNA. RefSeq names its product DEAD (Asp-Glu-Ala-Asp) box polypeptide 20 (gene ddx20). The record is from RefSeq and is a predicted model, not a curated record. Gene Ontology annotation, biological process: spliceosomal snRNP assembly. The transcript is spliced from 11 exons. The coding region runs from base 20 to 2323 and encodes 767 amino acids. NCBI's taxonomy places the organism in Eukaryota, Metazoa, Chordata, Actinopteri, Cyprinodontiformes, Cyprinodontidae. Gene Ontology annotation, molecular function: RNA binding; RNA helicase activity; ATP binding. Gene Ontology annotation, cellular component: SMN complex.